Molecule: messenger RNA, 3323 nt
Organism: Hermetia illucens (black soldier fly)
Lineage: Eukaryota; Metazoa; Arthropoda; Insecta; Diptera; Stratiomyidae
Gene: Cep97
Product: centrosomal protein of 97 kDa
Exons: 13
Coding region: 272-2809 (845 amino acids)
Biological process (GO): mRNA splicing, via spliceosome
Molecular function (GO): U2 snRNA binding; protein binding
Source: RefSeq, a predicted model, not a curated record
UUUGACGUUUGCCGCAGAGGUACGCGGGCCGGAUAUUACAAGUUUUAUUUAUCAGCGGAAAAGCAGUUUCGAGUAUAUAUUUUUGGUGUUUAUUUUCAACAUACCUCCGGCAACUGUCGGGGUUAUAUUAAAUAAGUUCCAAAAUUAGUCAUACUAGAAGAAAGGCGUGAAACAUUAUAGGAAUAGGUUGAUUUGCAAAAGCAAUUGGAUAACUCAUGCAUCAAUUUUGAGCCUUCACAGGAGACAAUUGAUUUUUCCAGGUCCACUGACAAUGAAUGAUGACGAUAUGGACAAGAGUGUAUUGGACCUAUCAAAGAAAUGCCUUAAGAAAGUGCCAAAACAAGAUGAUGCCCAACAGUAUCGCGUUUUGAUUCUCGACGAUAAUGAAUUACAAAAAAUCGAUAAUAUUGAUUCGUAUUCAAAAAUUGAAAAGCUUUCGCUUAGCAAAAAUCAAUUGCUGCGUAUGUAUGGAGUUUGCCGCUUGCAUUGCCUACGAGAAAUAAAUUUGUCAUUUAAUGGGAUUCUAACUAUCGAGGGACUGAAGGAACUAGUUCAUCUAACACAUUUGAAUCUUGAGGGCAACAAUAUUAAAACUAUUGAACAUUUGAAUACUAACACCAAAUUAGAAUAUCUGAAUUUAUCGGAAAAUAGCAUUGGCAGUAUUUCAGAUAUAUCUUUUUUAAAAUGUCUGAAAGAGUUAUAUCUUCAUGGUAAUCGCCUCACUCACUUACGACAAUGUGAUAAAUAUCUACCUUUGUCGCUAGAAACCCUAACAUUAGCUAAGAAUAAUAUUAGCGACUUAAACGAGAUUUGUACGUUAGCGAACCUUAGCAGCUUGCACAACUUAACUAUCAACGAAAAUCCAUGUGUUCAAAUGACGGCGGGUACAGAUGGCUUCGACCAUAGGCCGUUUGUGUUAAAUUGGUGCAUGACAUUGAAAACGAUCGACGGCUUUGUAGUAGAUCCCAUCGAAAGCCUGAAGGCGGAAUGGUUAUACAGUCAAGGACGAGGAAGGCAGUUUCGAGUGGGGGAGCAGGCCAAUUUAGCUAGAUAUUUGAGUUCAGUAUGCCCCCUGUUAGGAAAAGCGUUAGAAAAUGAAAAUGAGCGGAAAUUACGCCUUAUUCUAAGCAAAGCACAACAGCAUCAAAGACAACUGCAGGAAGAAAUUUCAGAAAAUGUAUCCACGUCUGGGAACAAUUCUCCGUCCAGUGGAAGACGAAAGCCAUCAAGUCGAAUACAAUCCCCACGAUCAGUUUCACGUCUAAGCGGCCGUCAAGGCUCACCUGAUUCAAUGUCCAAUAGCUACCAUGGAAAUACUUCAUCUAGUUCGUUCAUGUCUGGUUCAAGCGAAACGCUUGCAGGUACAAAUAUAAUUCAAAUGACAACGUCACUUAUUGAAAAUAUUAGAAACGACACACUUAUGACACAAAGUUUGGAUGGAAGUAAUGUGGCAGCUAACAACGCAAAGAAGACCAACAAUAGUUAUUCGCAGGAUUCCACGGCACGAAUUGCAAAUCAACAUAAUGAUCCAACGCCGACUCAAUUAUCGGGAGGGCCACUGGUCGCUGCUUCUAAAAUGGUGCCGGUCCCGGAAACGCUAAUGAGCCCCGAUGUUUGCCCUUCAUCAACAACACCACGAGCGGCAGUGACUUCAUUAAAUACACAACAUUACAUCGGUAGCAGUCCAUCAAAUAAGAGUUUCAAAGAAAAGAACGGCUCACCUAAAGUCACUCGUAGUCCCCAUUUGAAACGUAGUAAUGAAAAAUCACCAACGCUUAGCCCACGCAAAGCAAACAAUGCUUCCAAUCACUCACAAGCAUUGAAACCGUGUUUAGUUGAUAGUAAUCAAAUGAAAUCUAAACAUUCCCAAGGUACUGUACAAAUAACGCCCCCAGAUGGGUCGAGUGCUAUAAGUUCUGAUGAUGACAGCGAUCACAUUAACGUGGAUAAAUUGAAAACAAUAAGAAAUAAAGCUGCUCAAAGGAGUCAACAGCAAAAGGAGAAUUUGGAUUUAUCAUCAGUAAGAGUGAAUGAAGGGACAGAAUUGUCAGCGAUCAUUAUUCAGAAGACAUGGAGAGGAUACUAUACAAGAAAAAAAACUAAAGACAUGGCAGAGAAGAUAAUGAAGAAACGGACUCAAGAGUAUAUAAAUAAACUUUCUAAAGAUAUGGAGUUAACUAAGGCGCAGUUGGAAAACGAACGGAAGAUUCAACAGCUUCAAAUGCAAGCGAUUAACGCACUGUGGAAAAAAGUUUCAAAUAUGCAAUCGGCAUCGAAUUCACAAGCAAAUAAUGCGGAAGCAGACAAUCCGCAUCAUAAUGCGAAAAACAGCGUGACUCUAGACAAUAGUUCAACUGCGGUUGUAGCGGAUCUCGCUAAGACUUGUUCCUUGCUUACAAAUCAGGUUCAACAACUGCAAGGGUCGAUGCGUGAUAUCGUGAACUGCAUGACGCUUUUCUGCGGUUUGCCUCAGGAUAGCUUACGAAAAGCAUUGAAUAUAAACGAACAGAAAGAUUCGUCGGGAACACAAACAGAGAUUGUAGCUGUGCAUACGCCUCAAGUUGAAGGCCAAGGGUCGUUUCCGUUUAAAAUAAGGCCCUCGUCGUUGCCUUUGGAAGCAGGCGAAAACACUUCGCAGAAGUUAACCAACGAAGUAAUAUCAGAGAAAGAUGACACUUCGAUACAAGAAAAGGCGGCAACGGAAAAUACUGAAAUCACUCCGAUAUUGAAUCACGAUGGUUCCGGUGAAGGAGAUGCGAGCGAACAUAAACUGAAUACGAAAAAUCUUUUGAAUUCCUCCCAUUGUUAAAUUAUAAUCGGAGAAGUUAUAAGUCAUACGAAUAUGGGAUACUUUCUUUAAUAAUAUUUCUAAUCUAUUUUCUAUACAAAACUCAAAUGUACACAGCAAAAAGCAUUUAUUAAUUAAGCGGAGUUUUAAGUAACGUUAGUUUUCAAACUUCAGCAAAUUGUUUCUUUGUGAAGCUGUUCUCGUGAUAGUAGUUUAUUUCAAUUACUUUUCGUUAAAUUUAAGAUGUAUUUGUUAUAUAUUUUUACUGUUACAGUUAUAUAAAUUAAUACUUUCUGAUUUGUUAUUUUUGCCACCCAUGACACCAUUGCCUAAUAGCAAUCGAAGAUCGAUCAUGCUGAUCAGUUGAGAUCAAUAGAGUGCUUACUGGUACGUGAAUGCAUUUUUGCAUUGUACGACAAGUGUAAUUUAACGCACGCAAUGCUUUUGUUUAAUUAUUGUACUCUACCCACUGCUUUUUGUGAAUGAAUUUACUAGUACUUGGAAUAAGACAUAAAGUCGAAACAACUUACUACAA